AUGUUGGAAGAGACAAAGAGACUCUCAGACAAAGUGGUGGUAUUUGUGGCUCUGAUGAUAGCUAUACAAGCUCUGCUUCAUGCUCCACACAAAGUCCCUGAUGCUAAGUGUCCUGUUGGGGAACCUCUUUCUAUUCUCCACAAGUAUUACCAGCCAGGCCAUUUCAUCAUUGCAGGCAUUUUCUCUCAGAUCUACAUUUUUUCGAGUCCAAUCAGUUACGAAAUGCCGCCUUCUGAAGAAAGUUUGGAUGACCAUGUGAUGCUUACUCAGAAUUAUCAGCACAUUCUGGCCUUGGUAUUUGCUGUGAAGGAAAUCAAUGAGAAUGCCCAACUCUUACCCAAUGUGAGUUUAGGCUUCCAUAUUUUAAACAGCCAUUUCCUUGCAAGAUGGACCUACCUUGCCUCUAUGGAACUACUAUCCACAAAGGACAAAUUCAUUCCUAACUACAAAUGUGAUACUCACAAUGAUAUUUUGGGAGUCAUUGGGGGACCUAAUUCUGAAGUCUGUCUCCACAUGACAAGCAUCCUGAGCCUCUACAAAAUUCCACAGAUCUUAUACGGUUCAUCACCAGUGAUAAAUGACAAGACCAAAGAAGAUUUCUUCCACCAGAUGUUUCCAGAAAGGAGCCUUCAGUAUAUGGGGAUUCUUGAGUUGCUACUGUAUUUCAAUUGGUUCUGGAUUGGUGUAGUUGCUUCUGAUGAUGACAAUCGUCAAGGAGAGAUAUUUGUACAGAAUAUACUUCCCAUAUAUUCUCAGCAUGGUAUCUGUGUGGCUUUCUUAGAAACGAUGCCCAAAACGGCUUUCUCAGGUGAAUUUGCUGAAAUAGUAACAAAAUGGUUUGCAACGUCACAUAUUGUCACAGGAAGCACAGCUAAUACUGUUAUUAUACAAGGCGAAAUACACACUAUUGGUGUUUUAAGAUUAAUUUUCCACUUUGCACAAUUUUAUGAUACAGCAAUUGAGAGUCGAGUGUGGAUCAUGACAGCCCAGACGGAUUUUGCAUCUCCCAGUUUUCUAAGAGAUUCUGACGUUCAAUGCCUCCAUGGAGCUCUGUCCCUUGCAGUUCACACAAACUCACCUAGAGGAUUCCAGAGCUUUCUGAAGGAAAGGAAUCCUGCUUCAGAGAAUAGAGAUGUCUUUAUCAGAGUCUUGUGGAAAGACGCAUUUAAUUGUGGUUUCUCAGAUUCCCCUCUAGAAGAGAAGGAUGAGGAGAUCUGCAGUGGGGAGGAAAAGCUGGAGAAUCUCCCUAUGACCCUUUUUGACACAAGCAUGUCUGGUCACAGUUAUAGCAUCUACAAUGCAGUUUACAUUAUGGCAUAUGCUUUGCAUGCAAUAACUUCAUCCAAGAGAAAACAAAGAGGAAAGAUGAAACAGAUCGGACAAGUUCAAUUAAAUCAGGAACCAUGGCAGAAAAGACCCCAUUCACUGUGCAAUGACAAUUGUCACUCAGGUUCCAGUAAGACCAAGAUAGAAGGGAAACCCUUUUGCUGUUAUAGGUGCCAUUCAUGUCCAGAGGGAAAGAUUGCAAAUCAAAAAGACAUGGAUGAUUGUUUACCAUGCCCAGAAGGACAAUAUCCAAAUAACAACCAUGACUCGUGCCUUCCAAAACAUAUAACUUUCUUGUCGUAUGAAGAUGUGUUAGGCACCAGUUUGGCCAUUAUGGCAAUUGUCUUUGCUUGCAUUGCUACUGUGGUGCUUGGGAUCUUCAUCAAAUACCAGGACACUCCCAUUGUCAAGGCCAACAACCGAAACAUCACCUACCUUCUCCUCAUCUCGCUUGUGCUCUCAUUCCUUUGCAGUUUUUUAUUCAUUGGAAAACCUGAAAAGGUGACCUGCCUUUUGCGACAAACUGCUUUUGGGAUUGUCUUCUCAGUAGCCAUUUCUUGUAUAUUGGCGAAAACCAUCAUUGUCAUUUUAGCUUUCAUGGCUUCAAUGCCAGGAUCCAAGAUGAGGAGCUGGCUGGGCAAACAGUUAGAUAAUUACAUUGUUCUUUCUUGCUCCUUUGUUCAAGUCAUUCUUUGCACUGCAUGGCUUAUAACCUCACCCCCAUAUCCAGAUGCUGAGAUGAACUUAGUGGCAGAUGAAAUCAUCCUGGGAUGUAAUGAAGGAUCUACUCUCAUGUUUUACUGUGUCUUAUUCUACCUGCUUUUCCUUGCCAUUGUUGGUUUCAGUGUGGCUUUCCAAGCCCGGCAUUUACCAGACAGUUUUAAUGAGACCAAGUUUAUCUCCUUCAGCCUGUUGUGUUUUUGUAGUGUCUGGUUGUCCUUUUUUCCAACCUAUCUGAGCACCAAGGGGAAAUACAUGGUGGCUGUGGAGAUCUUUUCUAUAUUAUCUUCCAGUGUAGGGUCACUGGGUUGCAUCUUUUUCCCCAAAUGCUUUGUUAUUCUAGUAAGGCCUGAUCUGAACAAUAAAAAGCAGUUAAUGAGAGGCAAGAGAGAAGGAAUAUAA
Messenger RNA from Ahaetulla prasina, 2448 nucleotides. Its product is annotated as vomeronasal type-2 receptor 26-like. Gene Ontology annotation, biological process: G protein-coupled receptor signaling pathway. Gene Ontology annotation, cellular component: membrane. Lineage: Eukaryota; Metazoa; Chordata; Lepidosauria; Squamata; Colubridae. The transcript is spliced from 5 exons. The record is from RefSeq and is a predicted model, not a curated record. Bases 1 to 2448 code for a protein of 815 amino acids. Gene Ontology annotation, molecular function: G protein-coupled receptor activity.